AUGGGUGAGGAAGUGAAGAUCGACGACGGCGUCUCCGAGUGGGAGGCUGGCCUCCCGUCCUCCGACGAUCUGACGCCCCUGUCCCAGUCGCUGAUCCCCGCCGAGCUUGCGUCGGCGUUCAGGAUCUCACCGGAGCCCUCCCGGACGGCGUUAGAUGUCAGCCGCGCCUCCGAUAGCACCGUUUCCUCCCUCCGCGCCGCCCGCUGCUCCAAUUUCAAGCCGUUCGGCGGCGCGGUGGACGAGGCGGAGAUGGAGGACGGGUCCGAUCCGAAGAGGAGCCGGAGGACGGCGAACCACGCCGGCGACGACCCAGACGGCUUUGCGGACGACCAGUCAACGUCGGCGAAGACACUGAAGAGGCCGCGGCUCGUAUGGACACCGCAGCUGCACAAGCGUUUCGUGGAUGUGGUGGCCCACCUGGGCCUGAACAAGGCCGUUCCCAAGACGAUUAUGCAGUUGAUGAAUGUCGAGGGUUUGACCAGGGAGAAUGUGGCAAGCCAUCUGCAGAAGUAUAGGCUCUAUGUGAAGAGGAUGCAGGGUUUGUCCACCGAGGGCCCCUCGCCCUCCGAUCAGUUGUUUGCCUCCACGCCUGUGCCGCCACAGAGCUUCAACGAGUUGUCUUGCGGUGGGCACAGCCAUGGGAAUGGGGUUGUUAAUGGGAGCACUAAUGGAGGUAGUGGGAAUAAUCAUGUCGGGAUGCCGAUGAUCCCAAUGCCUUAUCCUCCGCCGCCACAUAUUAUGCCCAUGCAUAUGAUGCCCAUGGCUGCACAGGGACACGGGUUCCAUCAUGGAUAUGAAUCGAGCCACUCACAUAACAAUCAUUACCAGCAACAGUAUAAUAACAUGGUGCAGCAGCAAAGGGAUUGGUCUGGGAAUAAGUAUAAUGGCUAUCCGUAUCAUGUGACUCACGACAAUAACAAAUGGUCUGGUGACUUCUUGCAUUGGAAUGUGACAUGUGAAACCUCAGCUUGCAGUUUUGUCAUAUAUGUCCAGAUUUACCAAAGCUUAAGUUAUAAUUCAAUUAAGGAGGGCCUUGAUUUAUUACGCCGGAUGCAUCCGAAGAUAUUGGAACUUGAGGUAGGUCAUCAUAUUUGGUGUUCGCCACUGUGAGAUUGAAGAUUAUGAUGGAAUUUCCGCUACAAAAAAUGGAAGGAAUUGAUGCUCGAUACCAUGGCAACAAGGUGAUAGUUAUUCUUGACUAGCUAGUUCGCAUGCUGAUUAACGUUUACGUUCAAAGACUGUGAAUAACAAUACUGCUUUUUGUUUCAGACAAGUGUAAGUUAUAACAAAGUGUUUGAAAG
Molecule: messenger RNA, 1301 nt
Organism: Striga asiatica
Lineage: Eukaryota; Viridiplantae; Streptophyta; Magnoliopsida; Lamiales; Orobanchaceae
Source: the annotation of a GenBank genome assembly